Molecule: messenger RNA, 3084 nt
Organism: Mus musculus (house mouse)
Lineage: Eukaryota; Metazoa; Chordata; Mammalia; Rodentia; Muridae
Gene: Nol10
Product: nucleolar protein 10
Exons: 21
Coding region: 305-2218 (637 amino acids)
Cellular component (GO): nucleus; nucleolus
Source: RefSeq, a predicted model, not a curated record
CCAGGAAGUGCGUCAUCAGCUCGCGCCAGUUCCCGCACGUUGUGCCGGUUCGCCUCGGGUUUGGAUGCUAGGGUAUUCGGGUGGGCCGGCGUUCUGUGACUGCGUGCCGGGCUCCGGCUGCUCCGCGCUGCGAUGCAGGUCUCCAGCCUCAACGAAGUGAAGAUUUACAGCCUCAGCUGCGGCAAGUCUCUUCCCGAGUGCACUGUCUGCUUUCUCGUAGUGGCUUUCUGACAGGAAGAAGAGAGCACUGCAGAAGAAGAAUGUCGAUGUUCGUAGGAGAAUUGAACUUAUUCAGGACUUCGAAAUGCCUACUGUGUGUACUACUAUCAAGGUGUCAAAAGAUGGACAGUAUAUUUUAGCAACUGGAACAUAUAAGCCUCGGGUCCGGUGUUAUGACACAUAUCAGUUAUCCCUGAAGUUUGAAAGGUGCUUGGAUUCUGAAGUUGUCACCUUUGAGAUUUUAUCAGAUGACUAUUCAAAGAUUGUCUUCUUACAUAAUGACAGAUAUAUUGAAUUUCACUCACAAUCAGGCUUUUACUACAAAACCAGAAUUCCCAAGUUCGGCCGAGACUUCUCUUACCACUAUCCAUCCUGUGACUUGUACUUUGUAGGUGCAAGCUCUGAAGUUUAUAGAUUAAACUUAGAACAAGGGCGGUACCUGAAUCCUCUCCAGACGGACGCCGCGGAGAACAAUGUUUGUGACAUAAAUGCAGUGCAUGGCUUGUUCGCCACAGGAACAAUAGAGGGUCGAGUGGAAUGCUGGGAUCCAAGAGUAAGAAAAAGGGUUGGCGUGUUAGACUGUGCAUUAAAUAGUGUCACAGCAGAUUCAGAGAUAAACAGCUUACCCACCAUCUCUGCAUUGAAGUUUAAUGGAGCCUUGAGCAUGGCAGUUGGAACAUCCACAGGGCAGGUGUUGUUAUAUGAUCUUCGCUCGGAUAAGCCGUUGCUAGUUAAGGAUCACCAGUAUGGGCUGCCGAUUAAGUCAGUUCAUUUCCAGGAUUCCCUAGAUUUGGUUUUGUCUGCAGACUCUAGAAUUGUCAAAAUGUGGAACAAGGACUCCGGGAAAAUAUUUACUUCGUUGGAGCCAGAACAUGAUCUUAAUGAUGUUUGCCUCUAUCCCAGCUCAGGAAUGCUUCUUACUGCCAAUGAAUCCCCCAAGAUGGGCAUUUACUACAUUCCGGUUUUGGGUCCUGCUCCCAGGUGGUGUUCCUUCCUGGACAACUUGACAGAAGAGUUAGAAGAGAAUCCAGAGAGCACAGUGUAUGAUGAUUACAAAUUUGUCACCAAGAAAGACCUUGAAAAUUUAGGGCUCACACAUCUCAUUGGAUCACCUUUCCUCCGAGCAUAUAUGCAUGGGUUUUUCAUGGAUAUCAGACUCUACCACAAGGUGAAAUUGAUGGUCAAUCCAUUUGCUUAUGAAGAAUAUAGGAAAGAUAAAAUUCGACAGAAGAUAGAAGAAACACGUGCACAGAGAGUCCAAUUAAAGAAACUGCCAAAAGUUAACAAAGAACUGGCACUUAAAUUAAUUGAAGAGGAAGAGGAGAAACAAAAGUCUACGCUGAAAAAGAAAGUUAAGAGCCUCCCUAAUAUCCUCACGGAUGAUCGAUUUAAAGUUAUGUUUGAGAAUCCCGACUUCCAGGUGGACGAGGAGAGUGAAGAGUUCAGGCUUCUCAACCCCCUCGUCUCGAGGAUCAGUGAGAAGAGGAAGAAGCAGCUGAGGCUCUUGGAGCAGCAGGAGCUCAAGGAUGAAGAGGAGGAAGAACCGGAAGGAAAACCCAGUGAUGCAGAAAGUUCAGAGAGCUCAGAUGAUGAGAAAGGUUGGGUUGAAGAAGUCAGGAAGCAGCGCAGACUCCUUCAGCAGGAAGAAAGAGUGAAGCGGCAGGAGCAACUGAAGGAGGACCAGCAGACAGUCCUGAAGCCCCAGUUCUACGAGAUCAAAGCAGGCGAAGAGUUCAGGAGCUUCAAAGAGUCUGCCACCAAGCAGAGACUAAUGAACAAAACUCUGGAAGAUCGUUUGAAACUUGAAGCAAAACAUGGGACAUUGAAUGUAUCGGACACCACUGUUGGCAGCAAGCAGUUGACAUUUACUCUCAAGAGGUCUGAACAGCAAAAGAAGCAACAGGAGGCUGAAAAACUGCAUCGUCAGGAAAGGAAAAAUCUGCGCAGGUCGGCCAGCCACCUGAGGUCCAGACCCAGAAGAGGCCGGCCCUUUCACUGACCAAAGAAAUGUGCCCACGAGCAACUAGACGCUGUGCUUCUCCCCAUGGAUUCUCACAAGGGCAUCACACCCAGGCUCCGUGUAGAUGUGUGUGCAUGGUGCUGGUGGUCUGACUGGCCCACUACCCACCUGGAGAAGUCCCUGGCCCUGGGUGCUUUUUCCAAGUGGCUGCCCCUUUCUCUCUCCCCCUCCCCCGCCCCCCUUAAAUCUUGUCUUCUCCCCUGCUGAUGAUCAGGCAUCAUUUCAGAUAUUGGAAAGGCCUCCAUGAAGUGAAAAGUUCACCCUCUACUGGAAACAGGACAUUAUCAUGCUGUAAGAAUGGCUUGGGUUAGCCCAGCCGUGGUGGCGCACGCCUUUGAUCCCAGCACUUGGGAGGCAGAGGCAGGCGGAUUUCUGAGUUCGAGGCCAGCCUGGUCUACAGAGUGAGUUCCAGGACAGCCAGAGCUACACAGAGAAAACCUGUCUGGAACCCCCCCCCCCCAAAAAAAAGAAUGGUUUGGGGUUUUUUGUUUUGUUUUGUUUUGUUUUUUUGUCAUUUGUUUAUUUGAGACUUGAGUCAGGGUUUCUCCGUGUAGCUCUGGGUGUCCUGGAAUUCAAUCUGUGGCCUUGAACUCAUAGAGAUCCACUUGCCUCUGCCUCCUGAGUGCUGAAGUUAAAGGGAUGCACCACCAGGCCCAGCCAGAGUGUCUGUCCCCACUGUCUUCUGCCCCUCAGGACUGAGUCACAUGAUGACUGCUGAGUGGCCCUGUUUAUGUGCAUGAGUAUGUUGGCAGGCUGACUGGCUUGCUUAUAUUCCUUUGUAUAGUUUUUAAGCUAUUUUUAUAUCAAGGGUAUAAAUUAAUAAAUAAUAAGUGAACGCUACUGGC